UUACACCAGAGACUUUUCGUAAGAAUAAUGCUAUCUCUAAAAGUAUAUCAAACAACAUAACUAUACCAGUACUAAAGCAAGAUUUGGAUGUAACUAUACCAGUACUAAAACAAAAUAGACAAGAUUUGAACAAGACUGGCAUUUUUACAAAUAUUCCUGAUAAAUAUGAAAUUAAAACUAAUUUAUCAGGAUUAUCUGUAAAAUGCAAAACUGAAUAUCAGCCAACUGGUAAUAUUAGUUAUACGAUUAGUUGGGUAAAUCCUUAUGGCGAUAUAAUAUCAAGUAGUAGUAUGAUCUCAGCAACAAGAAUAAAGGCACCUGUUAAUCGUAAACAUUCUUAUAUAGAAUUAGAGUCAGAAUCUCAAAAAAACAAACGAAUUGCACUAGUAGCUAAAAACUUAAAUAUUCAAAUAGUAGAUCUUUUUCAUAAUCAUCGAUUUAUUGAUUCUUCAAGCACAAUGAUUAUAGAUCUUGAAUCAAUAAAACUUAACAUUGCAAAUAAAGCUAUAACUCUCGAUUAUUUAACUAAAAAUAAAGACCAACAAAAAACAUUAUACUUCUCUUGUUCGGUUUUAACCACUUCUGAUCCAAUUAUUCUCUAUUCUGGUGAUAAAAUUAAUAUAAAAAUUGGUGGUGAUGGUAGAAAUGUUGGUAGAAAGCAAAGUCAUAUAAUAUUAGCAAUUAGUAUACUAAAUGAAG
This is a messenger RNA of Racocetra persica, 699 nucleotides long. The record is from the annotation of a GenBank genome assembly. Lineage: Eukaryota; Fungi; Glomeromycota; Glomeromycetes; Diversisporales; Gigasporaceae.